AUAAAGGGCAGACCUGGAAACUUUGCCAGUCAGCAAGUCGGCUCCAAGUCAACAUUAAUGCUGCAGAUAUGGCAGAGCAGGAACUUUACUAUGCUACAGUGGCUAUAAAAAGUAAGAUAGAGCUUCAACCAAGAGUUACAAAUGAGAAUGAGACAGAGUAUGAUGAAGUAAAGGUGAACAAAGAACCACCUCAGGCUAAAACAGUGAAAGAAGCUGAAGUGGAGAAGCAGAAUGAAAGUGUUCAACAAACACCUGACCAAACAGUCAAGGAAGCAGAAAGAUUUUGCCGCUAUCAGCAGCUGUGUUGCUGCUUUGGGACUCUCUGUGUCAUUUUGGUGCUCAGCGUCAUUGGAGUUUGGGUUUAUUUUCGUGUGAGCACUGCAAGUGAGCUGAACCAGCUGAAAUCAUCCCAGAAGGUUCUGCGGGAGGAGAAUCAGAACCUGACCAACCUCAACAACAAACUCAGUUCAGAUUAUAAAAAUCUAACAAUUCAGUUUGACAACUUGACUACGGCUUCUAUCACCUUAAAAAACAACAUCACCACACUGACUGUAGAAAACUACAACCUGACUGUAGCGACUACAAUGUUAAAAAACAACAUCACCACACUGACUGUAGAAAACUACAACCUGACUGUAGCGACUACAAUGUUAAAAAACAACAUCACCACACUGACUGUAGAAAACUACAACCUGACUGUAGCGACUACAAUGUUAAAAAACAACAUCACCACACUGACUGUAGAAAACUACAACCUGACUGUAGCGACUACAAUGUUAAAAAACAACAUCACCAUGCUGACUGUAGAAAACUACAACCUGACUGUAGCGACUACAAUAUUACAAAACAACAUCACCACACUGACAACAAAAAACCGCAACCUGACAACAAUUAAUGAGGAGCUGAGGAAAGACAAGAAAAACCUCACAGAACUGAUAAAAAACAUGGAGGGAACCUGGAACGAGCUCAAUGUCAGUCGAGCUCAGUGGAGCAUAGAUGUGUACUGUCCUAAAAAAAAUGGUGGGAGAAAUUGCACUUCUUGCCAGACUGGCUGGAAUUACAACAUUUCCAGCUGUUAUGCUUAUAAUGAUGCUAUACCUUCUGAUCAACGAAACUGGGAAGGUGCACGAGAAGACUGCAAAACGAAGAAUUCAGAUCUGACUGUUGUGUCUAACAAUGCAGAAAAGGAUUAUGUCAAAACACAAAGUCCUGCUACAGGGGGCAUUACUGGAUUCUGGAUUGGUCUCAGAGCUGUAGAAGGGAAAUGGAAAUGGCUCGAUGGAAGUGAUCUGACCAAUCAAACCUGGAUACAACAGCCUGCCACUGAUGGUAAAUGUGUAACUUCUCUCCAGAACCGAGAAUGGACAUCAGUGAACUGUACUGAAAGAAAUGCCUGGAUCUGUGAGAAGAAGGCUUUAUCUGUUUAAACAUGAAAUGUUCAGGUUUUUGACAAGCUGUUUGGAAAACCUUAUUUAAGUCUUAUGCAAUUUUCUGGUUUAGCUCUUUUAAAAGCUCUUUUUAAAAGGUUUUACAAGUUUCAAAUGUUUUUCUGAUGAUUUGUCUGAAGUUGUAAAUUUAAAGUUUAUCAACAGAUUCAAAAGCCAGACAAAAUGACAUUUACGGUUGCUGAACUUUUUACUGAUGGUUUUUGUAGAAACUUCCUAAAGUCAACGCUUCAGCAUAACUUUAGGAUUCCCACUGCCUGUGAAUCAUUCUUCAAUAGUUAAGAUCAUUUGUAUAUACUGUAUAACUAUUACAUAAGUUAUUUUGUGCAAUCUAUUACACAGAAUAACACAAUUGUUAUUUUUAAAGAUGUGAAUAAAAAAAAUGUCUGCCAUUUUGUCCCAUCAUAUAGCUUAUCAAACAUUUGUGAUGCCUGAUUUUGAUUAAGAACUCCAAUAAAUCUCUUCAUAUUAAAGCAAA
This is a messenger RNA of Xiphophorus hellerii (green swordtail), 1923 nucleotides long. RefSeq names its product C-type lectin domain family 4 member F-like. The record is from RefSeq and is a predicted model, not a curated record. The transcript has 8 exons. Bases 69 to 1427 code for a protein of 452 amino acids. NCBI's taxonomy places the organism in Eukaryota, Metazoa, Chordata, Actinopteri, Cyprinodontiformes, Poeciliidae.